CACGCCGCGCCGUAUUUAUCACACAUGAUGAAGAGGUCAGUGAUCACAUCGCAUGGCAAGUAAGCAAGGAGGUUUUGAGGAGCACAAGAACUAUUAGGAAUACAUAUACACCACAGUUCCAUCAGGCUGACCACAAACCAGGAGCUGCAUACAUGUUUUUAAAAACAUUAAAGUACAGGUUUGUCUGUGAAUAACAGGUAUUUAUCCCAUCUUUAUAUUUCUUAUUAAGUAGCAAUUAGUAGAAACAUGACGAGUCAAUCGGGUGAAGAGCCAAGCCGCGUAGGAAAGUUCUGCUCUGAAUUGAAUAUAGAUACAAAGGUUUUGGAGAAAGGGUUAUCUGGCGGGGCUGAAGGGUGGGUUAAACUCAAUCAUUUGAGGUUAGUUCGUGGGGUAGUUGGUGAAUUAGAUAAAUGGUGUAGAGACCAUAAAUACAGUGUCAAUGUACUUCCCAAUUUGAUAGCAACCCUGUUUGAUGUGGGUGAUGUAGAUACGGAUAACAAGGCGGUGAAAGUUAGGGUCCAGAGAGCAGUUGAUGCUGUUCGUAAAGCACAAAAAGCGAGGGGAAAGUCGAGGGAUGAAAAUCUUGAAGUCAUUGAGAGAACACUGUUCACAUUACCUCACACAAGCAGAGAACAGAGGCAAAUAGUAGAUGUAGCACUUCCUGCUGAGGCAGGAGAGGGGGAUGUCCCACCCAUACCUGAUAGGGAGCUUGUGGAGAUUCGUGCAGAGAGGGAUAGAUUAAGGGAUAGUCUUGACAGUAUUCGACUUGAGAAAGAUAAGAUAUUUCAGGAAUUGUGCAACUCUAAACAAAAAUUAACUUCUGAAAUUGCUAGGACACGAGUACUAAAAACCUGUCAGAAGAGAAAUGCUAAGAAAAUUAAAGAUCUGGAGGAGAAAGUAUAUACUCUUGUAAGAGAGAAAAUAAAGACUAAAAAUAGAAGACGUCGAAAUGCUAGGGCUAAGAAGAAACAAGCUGUGCUGAAACAAAGGGUGGUGGAACAAAGCGUGGUGGGACAAAACGUGGGGGGACAGUUAGAAGCUGAGCUGAAGACGUACAAAGCCAAUUUGAAAGCUGCUCGAGAAGAGAUAAAAGAAAUGAAGAAAAAUGAAGGGGAAUUGGAAGCAAAAUACAGGAAUAUAGUUAAGCUUAACAAAAUUCUAGAACAGAAGAGAGCGACUGAGAAGAACAGGUUACUCAGUAAACACAGAUACGCUAGGAAAGUAAGCCUUAAGAAGGUAAGAGAUAAGAUCGAAAAAGAGAGGGAGCAACAAAGGCUGGCAUUGAAGAAGUCACGGGAGGAAACCAGGGGGCUCAAGAAACGAAUUAGAGAGGAAAACUUGUUUACACUAGAAGAAGAGAAUCCAAAGAAGAGAUUAAAAGCAGGGAGGAAAUAUAACGCUAACAUACGGAGUGUCUACCUUGAUUUGCUAAAUAACUAUGGCGUUAGUUCCAGAAAUUGUGAAGGGGUGGUCACAACAGUGCUUGAAAACUUGACAUCUAUGGAAAUCCCAAAUCUACCAAAGAAGUCCACAGCUCAAAAUUUGCUAUUGGAAGGGAGGAAAAUGGCCCAAAUUCAGGUAGCCGAAAGCUUAGCGCAGAAUGAUUUGACUUUGGGUAGUGAUGCAACUUCCAAAUUCGGCCAUCACUACACCUCUUUUGAUGUAUAUGAGGGUGAAGGGGGUUCUGGUUUGAUAAUGGGCAUGCGCGAGACAGAUGACGGUAAGGCUGACACCACAAUGCAAACACUAAAGACAAUUUUGCAAGAUGUUGUGGGGCAGCAGGAUGAAGAGGCGCAAAAUCAAGCUGUAAAUACUGUACUGGCCAACAUUAAGAACACAAUGAGUGACAGGCACAUUGUUAACAAGAAAUUCAAUGAACUCUUGAAAGAUUACAGGCAAUCCAUCCUCCCUAGCAUAGUUCAGGGAUGGAAGGGCAUGAGUGUGGGUGAAAGGGAUCAGUUUGCAUCCAUGAAUAAUUUCUUCUGUGGACUUCACUAUCUCGUGGGAUUAGCAGAGUAUGCAGGGAAAACACUUGGUGCUUGGGAAGGGAUGAUUUUCAAGGACAAAGAGGUGGGUGCUGCAGCUGGUAGUGAAAGUGGGAACAGUACUGAAAGUGGUACAGAACGCCUCAUUCGUACUGUAUGCAAAUCUGUGCAGGACCGUGCUUGCGAGAAGUCAGGAAAACCAUUACAAUUCAGGACAUUUCUCAAAUCAAAGGGCAUUUCAACAGUACCUCUUGCCCCUUUCAAGGGGAAUAGAUUCAACAUCCUCUUUCAUAAUGCCGCAGGUGUUGCUUACCUGCUACCAGAGUUGGUAGAAUUCUUUGAUAAACACAAAGAUGAUAAUGAACUCAUGAAAGGUGUUCAUGCUGAUCUUGGCAUCAAACAAUUCAUUGCAGGCGCCCGUGCGCUUGGUUUGAUUGACAAAGUGGUAACAGGCCCUUUGUGGCGAGCAAUUAAUGAGAAGGGGCAUAUAGCAGACAUGAAUGACCGAUACAGAGUUAUUCAUCAGGGUUUUUCAAGGUGGUCAGAUGAUAGCAGCCAAUUCAUGAGGGGUCAGGAUAUCUUGUUUGAUGACAUUGAUAUCAAGAAAGAUGAAAUCUAUCACUCACUGGUGCAAGUCAAUCCAGAGUUAGAUGAAAUGACAAAGCAGAUUCUAGAAUUGGUUUUCUUGACUUUUUGCCAGGUCACGGAAAAGAUGUUAGCGGAUCACUUGCCAUCCGGCUCACAUACUGCAAUGAAUGAGAAAAAGAAGAAGGAAACAGCCAGUGUACCGAAGACUAAUGUAGGUGUAGAACGAGACUUUGGAAUGCUUGAUAGAUUAAUGCGCUUAAAACCAGCUGCAAAUACAAUGGUGUAUGAGGGGGUCAUUAUGAAUGUUAGGAAUAGAACUAGGGAAUGGAGGAAGGGUCUCACCGAAAUGAAAAGGGAGGAGUACAUGGAGUAUUCCCGAAAGAGCGUAAAGGCACAGAGGGAGGAAUACGCGCGUAGAGUGAAGACCCUGUGGGCUAAUAGGGAAGCUAAACGAAAAAGUAAGAAGCAAAUAGCUCAAGAACGGGAGGAUAGAAACAAGGUUAGGACUGAAAAAGUGUACGCUAAUGUAAGGAGCAAAUGCGGCGGAAUCUGGCUAUCAGAGACUGAAUUAAAUUCUCAGUUGAAGGGGGUGGAUGACAAGCAUGCCAUUGAGAUGCUUCAAUCUCAGUUACAGGCUAGGAGACAUGUCUUUGGAGAAAAGAAUGUUGAUGGUAAUCUUAACAUCUCUGCUAAGGGUAGAAAGAAGGGUUUGUCAGAACUAAAACAGUCCCUAAAAAGUAUAUUAAAGACAGCCAAUGACAGGAUUAUUAAUGUAGAAGAACAGGAAGAAAUCGACUAUACUAACGCUGUAGCACCCACUGAAAAGGUAGAAGAGUUCAGGGAAAAGACACGGGAGAAAAUGGCAAAAGAAAAGGCUCGAGCAGUGAAAGGCAAGGACUUAGAAUAUGAUAACUUAGUGGGGAAGAUAGUUGAGCAUCUAACAAGUAGUGAAGAUGGCAGUGAGGAAGGGUGGUACCGGGCAAUAGUCACUGGAAAAUCCAAAAGAGGCCUAAGCCUUAGCUAUGACAUGAACCCACGGAUGAUCAUUACCCAUCCAAAGAGAGACAUAGAACAAGAUCUAGAGAACGGGGAUCUCAAGAUUGUAGAUUUAAACAUUGAGGAUGUAGUAGGGAUGGAAGUUAUGCAUCAAUUCGAGGUCGGAGAUGACAAGAUGUGGUAUAGAGGGUUCAUAUCAUCUGUCACUGGCCCCAAUGAAUGCCUCAUCGAGUACGACUAUUUAGAAGAUGAAAAUGAAGAGGAUAGUGACAUAAUAGAUAGUACCUGGGUCGGGCCAGUUUUAGAACAUUAUCGUAAUAAUAACCUCAGGUUUGUUAGAGCAUAGAAGGUGUAGGCCUAAAGCAAGCGUAGGGCUAGGAUGGCAGUUAGUUUGAGAAUGUGGGUGAAGUAUGAUAGUAAUCUACUAUGCUAGAAAAAUUUGAUAGAAUCCCCUUCUACUCUUUUUUUAUUACGCGUUGGUAUCCUUUUUGUGUUAAUUCGCUUUCUUUGAUUUUCUUAAUUUGAUGAUGAAUACCGUCACAGGGCCAGAUAGCCUAUUGUAAUUAUAUUUCACCUGAAAAUUACUAUAUGAUGGAACUUAGUGAAUACUCAAAUGGGUUUGUUUUGUAGGAACGCAACUUUACAAUGAGAAGAAAAGUCAAUUUCUGUGAUAAUACAAUUGAAACAAACCUUGUGAUACAUUGUCCCAUAUUUAAUAAGUAAAUUGUGUCUAUCACAAGAUCCUAUGUAGUGCCUCCAGCAUCCUCUUGAAAUUCAUUUUCAUCCCGCAUCACUGAUUGCUGCCUUGCUCCCUCUCGAGUGUGGAUGCUCUUCCUCUCUGUCAUGUUAGUGGAUUUUUACCCUCAAUAAAUACAAUGGUGAUUAUGACUUAUUAAAAAAUAUCUAGUUACAACCACAUACUGGGUUACUUGAACACCCACAAUUUACAAAUGACUCAAGAAUUAGCGAAUAGCCAUCAAAUAAAGUUUAGAUAAACUUUAUUUCAAAUAAAAAUGAAAGAAUACAUAUCAAAAUUAGAGAAUGGCCUUUACAAAACAGAGCCCUGUUGGGUACAUCAGUGUACAUCAAUAGAAUUUCACAUUAUUAAUGAUAAAUUACAACACAAGUUCUCUCUCUCUCUUGAGCAAAAAGUUAGACAUUUGUCUUUAAAUUGGAAGUACAAAAUUGAUAUUAUAUGUUGCGGGUGUUCUUUAUCUAAGGAAAUUGUUGAAUCUUGCUGCAAUGUAAUCUAAAUGUCUCUUAAAAACAGUCACUAGUAGUAUCUUAGAAGAAAGUUUCGAGAAUCUUGAAGGACUAGCUCUUGAGAACGACUGCAGAUAUUAACCGUACAGUUCUUCUCCGUAGAAAUAAUGCUUCGAUGAACUGAAGACAUCUAUUCAAUGCAAUGCAUUAAGUGUAUGUGCGCUCCAUGCAUGAUGAGCGACAGCAAGGUAACAAUGUCACAAUUGCUUAUGAAGGGUAACUUUGCUAAGUUUGUAAAUAAAGUGAAAUCAGAAGUAGUGAUAAGCAAACAGACCUAUAAACUGUUCCAAAUAGCCUUGAAUUACACAUUGUACAGCCUUAGGUAAUAAUAUUAAUAUUGAAUGGCUCUUUCUUCAGGUAACAUCAAAUAUAUUGCCCC
Messenger RNA from Lytechinus variegatus (green sea urchin), 5211 nucleotides. RefSeq lists its product as uncharacterized. Bases 247 to 3915 code for a protein of 1222 amino acids. Lineage: Eukaryota; Metazoa; Echinodermata; Echinoidea; Temnopleuroida; Toxopneustidae. The record is from RefSeq and is a predicted model, not a curated record. The transcript is spliced from 2 exons. Gene Ontology annotation, molecular function: 3'-5'-RNA exonuclease activity.